UUUCCCUUUGUAAUUGCGAGCGCCCAAAAGAACCCCCAUCCUCCUCCGGAAAAGCGGCAAAGCACACACACACACCCAAACACCACCCCGCACAAAAGCCGUCGGAAAUGGGGAAGAAGCCAGGCAAGGCCAUAAACCCCGCCGACGCUCACCGCAAGGCGCAGCGGAAGAAGGAGUUGAAGAAGAAUAAAGAAGAUCGGAAGAAGGUCCGUCUCUAUGCUACGGCGCAAAAGGAUACCAAGAAGAUCUUCGAGGAGUUGCAGGCGUUGCAACGUGCAGAACGCCUCGACCAAACCCAACACCGCAAAAAACAACAGCUCGCCGAGAAGUUAAAGAAGAUCAACGAGUCCCGCAAAGAGCUCGGUCUCGCCCCCAUCGACCCCAACGCACCACCGGUAUCGCAGCCGAAACCAAAAGUCGAUGAUGUGGAGAUGAAAUGGUAUCACCCGACGUUUAAUCCGCAUGGACCGAAGAAACCGGCGGGGUGGAAGGAGGAGAGUAGUAGUGGGAGUGGGAGUGAGAGUAGUGAGGAGAGUGAGGAGGAGAGUAGUGAGGAGGGGGGGAGUGAGGCUGAAGACGCACCAACGCCAAAACGAGAGCGCGAUGACGCAUCACCAUCAAAAACGGACGCAGAGCCAGCCCUGAAAUUCUCCGAUCUGGCCUAUAUACCCCUCCCCUCCUCGCCAGCCGGGAAGAAUGCCGAGGCGCAGAUCUACCAUACGCUGGAGCUUCCGGAGAUCCGGAAUAAGGCUGAUUAUAUGCCGACGGAGGCUGGUGGUGGUGCGCAGAAUGCGGUGAGACCGCCGUUACCGCAGCAUCCGGUGAUGAUGCCCCCACCGCAUAUGCAGCAGGGGUUUGGAGCGUACCCGCCGCCGCCGCCACCGUUCAGGCCUGGGAUGCCGAUGCCAUCCCACUUCGCCCCACCCCACCCCUUUCCCCCACCCUUCCCACACAACCUACCCCCCGGGCCCCCACCAGGGGGUCCACCACCCUUCCGCCCACCCUUCCCCUACGGCAUGGCCCCACCACCCCACUUUGCCCGCCCACCACCACCACCACCGUUCGGCUUCCAAGGCAGACCCAUGCCGCCAUACCCAUACCCGAUGCCGCCACCGCAGUUCGGUGCACCGCCACCACAUCUCUCAGCGCCGCCUGCUCCCCCGUCUCAUGAAGCUGGACACCCAUCACCAACACAACAACCCCAACCCCAACAACCGAAAGUCAUAGCAGCAGCACCCAAACUCCGCGACCUGCACGCCGAAUCCGUGAAACUAGUGCCUACAGCCCUCCGUCGCAAAAAACCCGCUCCAAGCUCAAAGGCACGACUUGCCGCCACCCCGGGGUCAGCUACCUCACAAUCACAAUCACAACAACCGUCGGUGAUACAGCCGAGCGCGGUCAAGAAACCCCGCGUGAACGCCGCGCCGGACGUCGAGAACCCCGAUACCAUGUCCGGGAUCAGCUACACCGCGUUCCCGACCCCAGCCACGACUGUGGGCACGGGGAAGGUGCUGCCGACCUUGCAGGCUGUGACGGCGGCGAAGAAGAAGGACGGGGGUGAGAAGACGAAGGGCAAGACGGCGAAUGAUGAGUAUGAGGAGUUUAUGCGGAGCAUGGAGGAUUUGUUGUGAGCGGGGAGACGGGAGGGUGGGAGAGGCAGUGUAGGACCCAUAUCGAUGCGCGUAGGGUAGGCGUAGUAUCUUGUAGCGAGUAUGGGUGGUAUCAUGUUUGGGCCUAUUGGGCGUCCCCUCAAAGCUGCAUU
Molecule: messenger RNA, 1762 nt
Organism: Fimicolochytrium jonesii
Lineage: Eukaryota; Fungi; Chytridiomycota; Chytridiomycetes; Spizellomycetales; Powellomycetaceae
Exons: 6
Coding region: 108-1631 (507 amino acids)
Biological process (GO): RNA processing
Source: RefSeq, a predicted model, not a curated record